CCGCGGCCGCUGGAACUGGAGGCACCGGCGCUGCGGCGCUCUGUCCCCGCGCACCAUGGUGUCGGUGACCAGGACGGCGUUUGGAGAGCUGCCGUCGGGGGCAGGGCCCGUGGAGAAGUUCCGGCUGCAGUCAGAUCUGCUCAAAGUGGACCUCAUCUCCUGGGGCUGCACCAUCACAGCCCUGGAGGUCCCAGACAGGCAGGGGAAAGCCUCCGACGUGGUGCUCGGCUUCGCCGAGUUGGCAGGAUACCUCCAGAAGCAGCCCUACUUUGGAGCAGUGGUUGGGAGAGUGGCCAACCGAAUUGCUAAAGGAGCAUUCACCUUGGAUGGAAAGGAAUAUCGCCUGGCCAUUAACAGAGAGCCCAACAGUCUGCACGGAGGACUCAGAGGGUUUGACAAGGUCCUGUGGACUCCUCAGGUGCUGUCAAAUGGGGUUCAGUUCUCCCGCAUCAGUCCAGAUGGUGAGGAAGGCUACCCUGGCGAGUUAAAAGUCUGGGUGACAUAUACCCUGGAUGGUGGGGAGCUGGUGAUCAACUACAGAGCACAGACUAGUCACACCACACCAGUCAAUCUGACCAACCAUUCUUAUUUCAACCUGGCAGGCCAGGGCUCUCCAAAUAUAUAUGACCAUGAAGUCACCAUAGAAGCUGAUGCUUUUUUGCCUGUGGAUGAAACUCUGAUUCCCACAGGAAAUGUAGCUCCAGUGCAAGGAACUGCAUUCGACCUGAGAAAACCAGUGGAGCUUGGAAAACACCUGCAGAAAUUCGGCAUCAAUGGUUUUGACCACAAUUUUUGUCUCAAGGGAUCUAAGGAGAAGCAUUUCUGUGCAAGGGUGCAGCACCCUGGAAGCGGCCGAGUCCUUGAAGUCUAUACCACCCAGCCUGGCGUCCAGUUUUACACAGGCAACUUCCUGGAUGGCACACUGAAGGGCAAGAAUGGAGCUGUCUAUCCCAAGCACUCUGGUUUCUGCCUCGAGACCCAGAGCUGGCCUGAUGCAGUCAAUCAGCCUCACUUCCCCCCUGUGCUACUGAGGCCUGGGGAAGAAUACAACCAUACCACCUGGUUCAAGUUCUCCGUGGCUUAAGGAAGAGUGACUCCUUGGCAGCCUGUCUUCUAUCCAGAAGAUCUGGAGGUUUUGCUAGUGAUCCUGUGUGUUAAAUCAUACAAAUGGUAGAUUGACAUGAUCAUCAGUCUGAAUAUUAGUUUUUCAAUAACCAGCCCCAGGUCACAUUUAAUGACCAGGUCAUGUUUAAUGACUAUUCUCUGUGCAGUGUAGAAGUCAAGUGACGUCUCGUCUAAGGCCUGACCCUAGCCCCAAAGUGGUGCCUGGGACUCUUGGUAGUAUUAUGCCUUCUUUCCACAUUGCCCUGUUCUUUUCUACUUAUCCUUCCUUCUUUGCUGUUACUCUUUUCUUUGUGUGUGUGUGUGUGUGUGUGUUUGUACUGGUAUUAGGGCUAAACUCAAGGCCCUAAACUGUUGUUUUUUCUCUUAAGGCUGGUGCUGUACCACUUGAGCCACACCUCUAUUUCCAGCUUUUUUGCUGGUUAAUUGGAGA
Dipodomys ordii (Ord's kangaroo rat) is the source of this 1555-nucleotide messenger RNA. It is a transcript of the gene Galm, whose product is annotated as galactose mutarotase (aldose 1-epimerase). The transcript is spliced from 7 exons. The record is from RefSeq and is a predicted model, not a curated record. Gene Ontology annotation, molecular function: carbohydrate binding; aldose 1-epimerase activity. The coding region runs from base 56 to 1084 and encodes 342 amino acids. Gene Ontology annotation, biological process: beta-D-galactose catabolic process via UDP-galactose, Leloir pathway; glucose metabolic process. Lineage: Eukaryota; Metazoa; Chordata; Mammalia; Rodentia; Heteromyidae.